This is a messenger RNA of Penicillium chermesinum, 1380 nucleotides long. RefSeq lists its product as uncharacterized. The transcript has 3 exons. The record is from RefSeq and is a predicted model, not a curated record. Gene Ontology annotation, biological process: mRNA splicing, via spliceosome. The coding region runs from base 1 to 1380 and encodes 459 amino acids. Gene Ontology annotation, cellular component: nucleus. Lineage: Eukaryota; Fungi; Ascomycota; Eurotiomycetes; Eurotiales; Aspergillaceae.
AUGAACAACGAGCAGUUCCGGCGACUCGUCGCCAAUAACUCAUCUUCCAAGCCUGGCGAAAGAGCGUCCCCUUCCUCGCGCACCGAUGCAGCCGGCGCUGCGACCCCCCGCGGGGCUCUCGAGGGUGACCAGCGAGCUACGAAGCGAUUCAAAUCUUCCGCCGCACCCAAGGGCACCAAGCUACCGGCAGGCUACCAGGACCGCACCCAGCUACGGAAUGCACAAGAAGGAAAAGAGGACGAUCUCGCAAGAAGAGUUCAAGCGCUGGAAGAGAUGGUGAAACUCGGCCAGAUGGACCGGGCGACUUUCGAUAGGCUAUGCAGGGAACUCGGGGUCGGCGGUGAUACUACGACUACGCAUUUGGUCAAAGGGCUUGACUGGGAACUCCUCAAGCGAGCCAAAGCUGGCGAGGAUGUUUCAAAGAAAGCAGAAAAACCGCAGGACGAGGUGCCCGAGGAGAAGGAGCCGGCGCUUACUGGCGAAGAGGCGGAAGAGGAAUUUGAUCGCUUGAUGGAGGAGAAAGCAAAAGAGGAGGUUACGCCUGUGCUCAAAGGGCAGAAAGAGAAGAAGGGAAAUAUGGCUCCUCCGUCUCCUCCGGCUAAAACUCGAAACGAAAUUCUAAAGGAACUAAAGGAGAGUCGGGCGGCGGCGAAUGCCCCGGCGCCAAAGCCGGAGUCCGUCCUUGGGUCCAGAUUCAAGAAGCUUGGGGAUAGCAAGCCCGGAAAAAGGCGUUUUGUCGAGACAGAUGAGAAUGGACGCCGGCGCGAGGUGUUGCUUAUCACGGAUGCCCAAGGAAAUACAAAGCGCAAGACUCGGUGGAUUGACAAGCCCGGCGAGCCACUGAAGCCUACUGCAGAAAUGCCAACUGCCAAUGAAGCUGCUAAGCCUCCCGAGGUGGAAGUUCCCGCCCAGGCAGCAGCUCAGAAUGCCACGAGUGUGCCUCCAGAGGACGAGGACGAGGAUCUGGAUAUCUUUCCAGAUAAUGACCAGCCAGCUUCCGAGCAUGAAGCUGUACCCUUCAAACCGCGCAAUUGGUUCGGAACUCGUAGCCCUUCUGCUACAGAUGAAACAGGGGGCCCCUCUAUAUCUUUAGAAAAUGACCCUGUUCUCUUGGAAGCGAAGAGGCGGGCCGCGAAUCUCCAGAAAUCCUCGCCGUCGGCAGAAGAGAGUGACGAGGAUCGAGAAAAAGCACUGCGGCGCCAAAAGUUCUUCGAAGAAGUUCGGCGUCGCGACGCCAUGGAUGCUGCCGAUUUGGAUUUUGGGUUUGGAGGAAGUCGAAUCGAGGACGGCGAAGAAGAAGACAAUAGUAUUUUGCUGGACUUCGAUGAUCGCGGUGGCAAGAAGCGUAAGCGUGGGCCAAAGAAGAGAAAGGGGCGAUAA